AUGGAGGUAAGGAAGGGAGGAGGGAAUGAGGGAAGGAGGGAAGGAGAGAUAGAGAGAGUGAGGAAAAGACGGCAGAAAGUGUGUGUGUGUGGGCGAGAGUAGUGUGUUCGUUGGUUGGUUUAGAGGGUUCCCUGGUCCUCUCUUCCUCCCUCUCUCUCUGUCUCUCUGGGUAGAGAGUAGUGGUGUGUGUGUGUGUGUGUGUGUGUGUGUUGUGUGUGAGUGUGUGUGUGUGUGAGUGUGUGAGUGUGUGUGUGUGUGUGUGUUUGGGGUAUCUCUGGGUGGAAGUGUGUUUGUGUGUGUCUCCUUCUCUCUGGGUAGAGACUUCCUGUCAGUAGACUUACCCAGAGAGCUCUGGUAAACAACUAUGUUCUCUGGUAAACAACUGUGUUCUCAUCUACAAUGUGCCUACGCACACACACAUACAACACCACACACACACAAACACACACACACACAAACACACACACAUACACACACUCACACAUACCACACACACACACACCAUACACACACACACACACAUACACACACACACACACAUACACGCACACACACAUACACACACACAUACACACACACUCACACAUACACACACACACAUACACCCCAACACUCACACAUACACACCACACAUACACAGCUAUACACACACACACACACGCACGCAACCAUACACCACCACACACUGUGCAUACACGUGCACACCAACCUUUCUGAUAAUGAUCUGAUUGAAAAAUGGGGUCGCAAUGUGACAUGUUGAAGAACUGGAGUGGCGAAAAGACGAAAAGAUGCAGUAGGAGAGAGAGAAAGAGAGAGAGGAUGAGAUGAGAAGAGGAGAGGAAGGGAGAGAAUAGAGAGAAGACGAGAGAGAGACGAGAGAGAGAGGAGGAUGAGAGAGAGAGAGAGAGAGAGAACGAAGAGAGAGAAAGCAGACCAAUGGAAGAGAGGUAAAGAUGGAGAGAAGAAGGGAGAUCCGUAAACUAUGUUUCCUGAGGAUGUGGUUUUCACUGGGGGAGAAGGGGAGGGGUGAGGAGGGAGGAGGAGGGGAGAGGGGAGAAGGGGAGGGGGGAGGAGGGAGGAGUGUCUCUGUGAUAGCAGUGUUACCCGAGUUAACUUUUGAUGGCCGACACCUGUGUGUGUGUGUGUGUGUGUAAUAGAGAGAGAGAUAAAAAAAAGUGUGUGUGUAUGUGCACGUGUUUGAGAUAUUUUGAGACCUUGUUUUGUUUGUGGAACAAACAAAGAUAUAAACUUAUCAAGACAGAAAAAAAGACAAGAAACAAGGAAGAAACAUCAAAGAUAAUAUAGCUGCAUGAAAAGUGAAGAAAGAUGCCUAAAACUUAGUAAGAACGUAAUCGCCACACUUCCUCCCCGCUCUCUCUUCCUCCUUUCUCUCUCUCUCUCUGUCUCUGAGUCAUACUAUCUUAACUUAACCUAAUUACAAUAGUAGAGAGAGAGAGCGAGCGAGAGAGAGAGAGCGAGAGAGACAGAGAGAGGAAGCAAGAAGCUGUGCAUUGAUGGGUUGUUGAUUUGAACUGAUAUAAUGACCCUGUUUCUAUAGGCCAUUUUCAGUGUGUGAUAUUUGUACUAUGGCACCAUGGCACUAAGUGUUAUUGACUGAGUCAAAGUUGGGACUGUGUUUUCUCACUAGCGAAGAUUGUGGUUUUUGUAUUUGUUCCUGCUUCUCUAGGUAAGUUUACAUAUUAGGCCAACAGAUCGAUUGCCAGUGGUGGAAAAAGUACUCAACUGUCACACUUGAGUAAAAGUAAAGAUACCUUGAUAGAAAAUGACUCAAGUAGAAGUGAAAGUCAUCCAGUAAAUAUACUUAAGUAUCAAAAGUAAAUGUAAUUGCUAAAAUAUAUUUAUGUAACAAAAGUGAAAGUAUAAAUCAUUUCAAAUUCCUUAUAUUAAGCAAACCAGACGGCACAAUCUUCAUGCUUUUUUCAUUUACAGAUAGCCAGGGGCACACUCCAACACUUAAGAAACGAAGCAUGUGUGUUUAGUGAGUCCGCCAGAUCAGAGGCAGUAGGGAUGACCAGGGACGUUCUCUUGAUAAGGUGCGUGAAUUGGACAAUUUUCCUGUCCUGCUAAGCAUAACAAAUGUAACAAGUACUUAUGGGUGUCAAGGAAAAUGUAUUGAGUAAAAGGUACAUUAUUUCCUUUAGGAACGUAGUGGAGUAAAAGUAGAAGUUGUCAAAAAAUAUAAAUAGUAAAGUACAGAUACCCCAAAAAAACUAUUAAGUAGUACUUUAAAGUAUUUUUAUUUAAGUACUUUACACAACUGUCGAUUGCAUGUUUAGAUUAGAAAUAUACUCUUAAUGUACUGCAUGUUCUCUUCUCUCUCUUCUCUUUCACUACCCCUAUCUCUUUACCAGGGGUGUAAAGUACUUAAGUAGAAAUACUUUAAAGUACUACUUAAGUCGUUUUUUGAGGGGGUAUCUGUACUUUACUUUACUAUUUAUAGUUUUGACAACUUUUACUUUUACUUCACUACAUUCCUAAAAACACUAAUGUACUUUUUACUCCAUACAAUUUCCCUGACACCAUAAAGUACUCGUUACAUUUUUGAAUGCUUAGCAGGACAGAAAAUGGUCCAAUUCAAAUACUUAUCAAGACAACAUCCCUGGUCAUCCCUAAGGCCUCUGAUCUGGCAGACUUGUAAAUUAUGUCUGAGUGUUGGAGUGUGCCCCUGGCUAUCCGUAAAAUUUUAAGGAAUUUAAAAUUAUUAAUAAUUUUACUUUUACUUUGGAUAUUUAAGUAUAUUUUAGCAAUUACAUUUACUUUUGAUACUUAAGUAUAUUUAAAACCUGUCACGAUCGUCAUACAUAGAGGACCAAGGCGCAGCGUUGAAGGUGAACAUGUUUAAUAAUAAUAAUGAUGAUGAUCAACCGAUCAGAACAACAAACGAAUAACGUGACGUCUACGGUUUAACACAAACCGAAAUGAACAAAAACCCACAACACCCACAGGAAAACAUACAGAUUAAAUAUGGCUCCCAAUCAGAGAUAACGAGCCGACAGCUGACACUCGUUACCUCCGAUUGGGAGUCACUGACCAAACAUAGAAAUGCACCCAACAGAAAUACAAACAUAGAAAUACACCCAAAUAAUGAACACACCCUGGCUCACUAUACAGAGUCCCGGAGCCAGAGCGUGACAGUACCCCCCCCUAAAGGCGCGGACUGCGACCGCGCCUCAAUCCGGGCUAAACAAGGGAGGGCUGGGUGGGCACACCUCCUCGGCGGUGGCUCUGGCUCCGUCCUUGAUCCCCACCUCCUCUCCAACCCCCCAAAGUACCCCUGGUCCUGUCCAGCCCCGCUGGCCGGAGCCGGACCGACGACACGCGCCCCUGGCCUGAUGCGUGGAGGAGGAACGGGCCGGACCGGGCUGACGACGCGCACCACUGACCUGGUGCGGGGAGCUUGGAUGGGCCGAACUGGGCUGGCGACGCGCACCACAGACUUGGUGCGGAGAGCAGGAACGGGCCGGACAGGGCUGACGAAACGCACCACAGACUUGGUGCGGAGAACAGGCACGGGCCGUGCCGGACUGACGCCGCACCCCACUGGCUUGGUGUGGGGAGCAGGAGCGGACCGAGCCGGGCUGUCGAAGCGCACCCCUGACUUGGUGCGGGGAGCAGGAACGGGACGAGCCGGGCUGGCGACGCGCACCACAGACCUGGUGCGGAGAGCAGGAACGGGCAGAGCCGGGCUGACGAGACGCACCACAGACUUGAUGCGGGGAGCAGGAAUGGGCCGGACUGGGCUGGCGACGCGCACCACAGACCUGGUGCGGAGAGCAGGAACGGGCAGAGCCGGGCUGACGAGACGCACCACAGACUUGAUGCGGGGAGCAGGAACGGGCCGGACUGGACUGACGACACACACCACUGGCUUGGUGCGGGAAGCUUGGAUGGGCCGGACUGUACUGGGGACACACACCACUGGCCCCACACCGGGAUCUGGAACGGGCCGGACCGGACUGGCAACACACGCCAGUACCUCUCGCCGUGCCUCCACUUCCUCCAUCCCCUCUUUGACCAGUGGCCCCCGUAACCCGGCGGCCUUCUCCAGCAACCCACUGGGCCGCUCUAUCGCGGCCUCCUGCUGGUCCGACGUCUCGAGCCCCCCCCUAAAAAUUUUCGGGGCGUCUCUCCUACCCGUGGACCAGGUCUCCAUAGACCUCGCCAGCCUCUCGCCCUUCUGCCAUAGCGUCAAGCCCUUGUCUUCCUCCCUCGGCUUGACCCAGUCCAGGAGGCGAAGGAGAUCUGUGAGGGAUCUCCCUGGCGAUGGCUCCUGGACACGCUGCUUGGUCCCAUCUUGGUGGGUUUUUCUGUCACGAUCGUCAUACAUAGAGGACCAAGGCGCAGCGUUGAAGGUGAACAUGUUUAAUAAUAAUAAUGAUGAUGAUCAACCGAUCAGAACAACAAACGAAUAACGUGACGUCUACGUUUUAACACAAACCGAAAUGAACAAAAACCCACAACACCCACAGGAAAACAUACAGAUUAAAUAUGGCUCCCAAUCAGAGAUAACGAGCCGACAGCUGACACUCGUUACCUCCGAUUGGGAGUCACUGACCAAACAUAGAAAUGCACCCAACAGAAAUACAAACAUAGAAAUACACCCAAAUAAUGAACACACCCUGGCUCACUAUACAGAGUCCCGGAGCCAGAGCGUGACAAAACCAAAUACUUUUAGACUUUUACUCAAGUAGUAUUUUACUGGAUGACUUUCACUUUUACUUGAGUCAUUUUCUAUUAAGGUAUCUUUUACUUUUACUCAGGUAUGACAAUUGUGUACUUUUUCCACCACGGCUAUUUACCUCUUCUCCCUCUUUAUAACCCCUGUCUUUUCCCCUUGUUCCAUCUCCUUCCCUCCUUCCCUCCUUCCCUCCUUCCCUCCUUCCCUUUUUCCUAGACUCCUUCCCCCCCCUUUUUUCUAGAGUCCUAAAGAACCACCAUGUCUGCUCCGGCACCUCUUCAUCUUUGUCACUAAUGGUCCCUCUAUCCCAGCACAGAACACACCCAGAGAGACUACACCAUGGCUGACCGAACAUCCCUCCAACCUCCAACCCCACAGUCUUACCAGGACCCAUACCUCCAGCAUCACACCCACCUCUCCCACCACCUCCACCCCAGCAUCGGGAGCCCCGGCCUGGGCCACACAUCCUGCCACCAACCCCUGGAGCCCCAGACUCCCCUGGAGCAAUAUAGAGGGACUGGAAUAGAGGCAGCACCCAGGACCACUCUCCCUGAGUCAAGCCCCUAUUCUGGGGAGAGUAGGGACAGUUACAAGGGUGGGGGUGAUGGAAGAGGAGGUUAUGUAGACAUUCAUGGACAUAGCAGAGGUGAUAACUGUAUUGAUUUUGAUGGUAGGGAUGGUUGUUUUGGAGCGCAGAAAGCUAGCUUCUGUAAUAGGGGCAGCCAUUUUGAAGGUCAGAGCCUUGGCUAUGCUAGCCAGAAGGAUGAGGGCUGCGAUGGGGAUGACAGCAGCGUCAGCGGUAGUGGGGGUGAUAUUUACCACAGAACGGAUGAGGGCUGUAACAGGGAUGAUGUCAUUCACAGAACGGAUGAAGGCUGUAACAGGGAUGACUUCUUUCACAGAACGGAUGAGGGCUGUAACAGGGAUGAUGUCUUUCACAGAACGAAUGAGGGCUGUAACAGGGAUGAUGUCUUUCACAGAACGGAUGAGGGCUGUAAGAGCAGUAGGGAUGAUGUCUUCUACAGCAACAGUAGAGAUCAUGGGUGUGAGGAGAAAACGGAUGAGGGGUCGAACACCAGGGAUGAGGUCUUUCACAGAACGGAUGAUAUCAGGAAUGACAUCUUUCAAAGAACGGAUGAGGGCUGUAACAGGGAUGAUGUGUUCUACAGAACGGAUGAGGGCUGUAACAGGGAUGAUGUGUUCUACAGAACGGACGAGGACUGUAGUAACAGGGAUGAUGUGUUCUACAGUAGAGAUUAUGUGUGUGAGGAGAGGGGAGAUGGUAAUAGUGAUUAUAGAGACACCACUACCGGUAGCCAUGAUGGUGGAAGUAAUACUAUAACUGGUCAUCUCUAUAAUGGUACUGAUAGCUUUGGCAAUAGGGUUGAUGAUACAGGAAAGCGGGAUAGUUUGAGAAGGGUUGAUGAUUUUGGAGGAGGCUGUGAUGAUUUUGGGGUUAGAAGGUCGAACCUGGAUCCUCUAGAGGCCCAGUUGAAGCCUGGAUGUUGGGUGGGUCCCUCUCACCCAGAGCGGGGUGCUGUGGCUGGGGAGGGAAGGGAGAGGGGUGGGGGGUACCCCCAGGACUGGGCCUUUCUAUACUCCCAUUCCCAGGCAGCAGGUGGUGCUAGUGGUGCUAGUGGUGGUGGUGGUGGUGGGGUGUACCAGCAGAAACUGGACUCCUUCUCCGAGGCAUUCUCCUUCAGACGCAACAUCGCUGGCAGCAGAAUUCUGAAUGGGAAUUCCGGAAGUGGGAUUUUCGGAUUCGGAGUGGGAGGAGGAAGCACGGGACGGCUCAAAACGAGUGCUUACGAUUCGCACACAGACUCUUCCACUCUUCCUUCCCCUCCUCCUCCUCCUCCACCUCCCACACCCCUCCCCCCUCAUUCACUCUCCCCUCCCAAACUCACCCUACCCCCCUCUCUCAGGACAGUUGGACUCACCCAGACCACAGGGGUGGGUUGUAGUGGAACAGUCCAGUUUUACCCCUCCUCUCUCCAGCCACUCCACUCCUCCAACCCCUCGGCCGUCAUGUGGAAGCUCCCGCUCUCUCAUUGGCUGCAGCAGUCAGGUGACGUGGGUGUCGUCGAGGGCAACCCGUCAAGCUCCGGCUACGUAUACUGCCAGGAGGCGGUGUUUACUGGGAGACAGGUUCACCAGGACAAUGGGUAUAAUGCAGGUAUGGUGCUGUGUGGAAGAGUGUUCCACAUCAGUUAUAAUAAUAAGCCAUUUAGCAGACGCUUUUAUCCAAAGCGACUUACAGUCAUGCGUGCAUACAUUUUUGUGUAUGGGUGGUCCCGGGGAUCGAACCCACUACCUUGGCGUUACAAGCGCCGUGCUCUACCAGCUGAGCUACAGAGGACCACCAUAUGUUGUAACAUGUGUCCAGUCUCCUCCUUACCUUCCCCUCUCUCUUCUGCUCACAGGUCACUAUAGUCUUCAAACUCCGGUAGAAUCAUCCUUUGCCUCACCCCUUCAUCCAUCCCUCCACCCCUCCUCUCUUCCAUCCCAGCCCCCCGGUGGACUCCCACAGAAUGGAAAAGCACCCCUGGUGGUGUAUAGAGGUACUCCCUUCCCCAGUCUGCUGCAGUCUAGUAGAGGAGGAGGGCGGCAGAAGGGAGUGGAGCGGUUUGGGAGAGGGCUCCCCUACACCCCUCUGCCUAUGCUGAAUCCCAGACGCAGGGGAACGGGGAUCCUAUCCUCCCUCAUGCCCCCUUCGGCCGGGGAACGAGCGAUGGGAAGGAUGACUGAAGAGGAGGAGGGAUAUUCUAUACUUCCGUGAGUUUGGAUGGACAGAGCAUUAGUUUGAUUCUUUCUUCUUCUGUCGCUCGUUAGUUUGUUUGCUCGUUCAUUUCUUCUUUCAUUCGUUCAUUCAUUGAUUCAUUUAGUCGUUCAUUUGUUAAUUCAUUGAUUCAUUUUCCAGGUGUAUCAACGUGGGUCCAGGGUUCCAGGCUGAGCUACCAUGUUGUCUAGAGAGGGAGGAGGGGUCAAGGACAUGGCCAGAGGAAUCAUCAUCCAAUGAGGAGUUGCUCUGGAAACCAUGGGAGGAGCUUGGGAAGAGUUCUGUCAUCCAGGACCAA
Coregonus sp. 'balchen' is the source of this 7776-nucleotide messenger RNA. NCBI's taxonomy places the organism in Eukaryota, Metazoa, Chordata, Actinopteri, Salmoniformes, Salmonidae. The record is from the annotation of a GenBank genome assembly.